Messenger RNA from Branchiostoma floridae (Florida lancelet), 5172 nucleotides. Its product is annotated as transient receptor potential cation channel subfamily M member-like 2. Gene Ontology annotation, cellular component: membrane. Gene Ontology annotation, biological process: calcium ion transmembrane transport. The record is from RefSeq and is a predicted model, not a curated record. NCBI's taxonomy places the organism in Eukaryota, Metazoa, Chordata, Leptocardii, Amphioxiformes, Branchiostomatidae. Gene Ontology annotation, molecular function: ligand-gated calcium channel activity.
CAAUAGUAUCGUCCAUGACGUCAUAUGAUUGACAUGUCUUUCGAAGAAGGCAGCCUAGAAGACGAUUUGUAGCGUGAAAACCGCAACAAAAUGUUGCCGAGUCCACGAAACGUGGCUAAUUUUUGCCAGUCCCUGCACUAUUAUCGUUGAAAUUCUGUUCGGACAGUCCCUAUAUAUCUUGUGAAUCUGUGUUUCGCAGUGUUGAAGGCCAGGCACAGAUUGCUUUGAAGCAUUAGCCAUGGCCACCAUGCCCAGUAAGAACCGAGUUCAGCCGAUGGGGAAGCACAGCAAGACUUCCAAAAGUGGAGAAAGUCCGACAGGCUGGCAUAGUUCUUUUGUACCGAGGAAGGGCAAGGGUCGAAUGAAAAAUGGCCACCGACGGACGGGGUCAUUCUCUUCCACCCUUGAUGGUAGUGAGCAAACGGAAUCAUCUCAUUGGAUUCGUAACCACAUCAGGAUGAGAGAAUGCAUCACCUUUAUACCAGACGAAAAAAGGAAAAAGAGGAAAACCAGUAUAAUCAGCAAAGGUGAUGACAGAAAGUGCAAAUGUGGAUACCUCUACUCUCAUCAUCAUCACAUCACUAAGGAAAAACCGUCUGAUACCAAGUGGAACUCUCUGAAGCACACCGCUAUGGCCAAGACCAACGCUUUCGGUGAACUAGAAUUUGUCGGCUUUGGACAAAGAGUUGGGAAGUUUGUGAGAGUGGACCACACGACAGAGCCUGAAGAUGUGCUGAAGCUCAUGAGGGAACAGUGGAAGUUGGAGCUUCCCAACCUCCUCAUUUCUGUAACCGGAGGUGCCAAAAACUUCUACAUCAAGCCCAGACUGCAGGAGGUGUUCAGGAAAGGUCUCAUCAAGGCAGCUCAGAGUACAGGUGCCUGGAUUAUAACAGGAGGGACACAUGCAGGUGUGAUGAAGCAUGUAGGAGAGGCCGUCAGAACGAACGCUGUGGCCGGCAGGUCAGACAACAAGGUGGUGGCCAUCGGAGUGGCAACAUGGGGCAUCGUGCACCACAAGGAUGAACUCAUUAACCCUCAGGGCUCGUUCCCAGCCAGGUACCACCUUGAGGACCCUCCCCCCGGCCGGGCGGCUCUCGACCCGAACCACUCCCACUUCAUCCUGGUGGAUGAUGGGACCAACGAGCAGUUCGGCAAGGAGAUCAAGCUCCGGGCAGAGCUGGAGAAGAGGAUUUCUGAGCACAAAACACGAGCUUGUACACAUGCUCCUGGCUCCAGUUCAGUCUCCAUCCCGGUCGUCCUACUCGCACUGCAGGGGGGGCCUGGGACUCUGGAAACUGUUUAUCAAGGAGUGAGCAACAACACCCCUGCGGUGAUAGUGGAAGGGUCCGGAGGUGCUGCUGACAUCCUUGCGUACGGGUUCAACCAUUCUCCGGAAGAGUUGGUUGCAGUGGAGGGACACGUGGGGCAGUAUGAAAUCGUAGGCCGUGUAGACAAGCAGCUAGAGGAAGUGCUCAGAGCAAAAAUAGUGGAGGAGUUUGGAGGGAGCGAUCCAUCAAAACUGGACCCAAACAAGCUGAAAGUGUGGACAAAAUGGGUGGUGGACAGCAUCAAGAAGAAGCAGCUCCUGUCUGUCUUUGAGAUUGACAGUCGGGAAUCUGCAAAGAACAUUGAUGUGGCCAUGCUUAGGGCACUACUCAGGGCAAACAAGGAUGACUACCAGCACCAGCUGAAGCUCGCUCUGGCCUGGAACAGAAGUGACAUCGCUGAGACGGACAUCUUCACUGCUGACAGGAGGUGGAAGCAAGAAGAGCUGGAGGAUCUGAUGUACUCUGCCAUUCUUGAAGACAAGGUCAACUUUGUGAAGCUGUUCCUUGAAAACGGAGUCAGUCUCAAAGACUUCCUGACAGUCAGAAGGCUACAGAGGCUGUACAGUGAGAUUCCACAGUCUGGUGUGCUGUUUGACUUGCUCCAAAAGCGGUUGAGAGAAAGGAUAUCAUCAUCAACUUCAAAAUCAUUGAGUCGAAAGCCAUCCUCUGCAAAGAUCUCUGUGACUAUGGAUGAUGUGGGCCAUGUUAUCCAGUCGUUGAUGGGGGAGAUUUAUGUUCCACUGUACGAGAGAAAUCCUGAAAGAUAUGCAGGUGUUGACCCAAAAGCGCUGUGUGAAGACCCCACAAGAGAGCUGUUCCUCUUCUGCGUACUUCUGAACCGACAGGAGAUGGCUCGGCUGUUCUGGGAAGAAGGGAAAGAGGGCGUGGCUGCAGCGCUGGUCGCCAGCAAGCUGCUGAAGUCCAUGGCACGGGAGCUGGAGAACGACACGGAGAUGAGCGAGGAAAUGUUGGAGCAUGCAGACAAAUUUGAGGACCUUGCCCUGGGCGUGUUGAACGAGUGCUGGGGAGAGGACGAGCUUCGAACCCAGCUCCUGCUGGUCCGUGAGCUGUACCUGUGGGGGGAGCUGACGUGCCUGAGGAUCGCCAUCAGUGGGAACCAUCUGAACUUCAUCGCACACAGCGCCUGUCAGGCACUUCUCAACAACAUCUGGAUGGGCAAGAUGGCUCUGGAUACCUCCAUGAUUAGGUUGUUCAGCUGCAUCUUCAUCCCCCCUCUGGUCCCCGCUCUCAUCUACUUCCGAGAGGACCAGAAAGAAGAGGAGACUCUGAUAGAACCCCUCGGGACGGACGAGCGCCACUAUUCUAUUGCACCUGGCAGCAUGAGGAGACCUGUAGUGGCCAGGACUAAAACCAGUGCAGGAAUGAUUGUGGAUGACAUUCCGGAGGGGGAAGACUUAAACAAGAGUAUGGAGAUGGUGGUAGUGCAUAGCUCAGGGUCAGGCCUGAUCAACAAUCGGCAAAAACAAGUACAGUUGAAAGAGGAGGAUGAGGAGGAUGAGGAGGAGUAUGAAGCUCCAGCCACAGAGGAAGGGGAGUUGGAUUUCCGCAGCAGUGGGAAGAGGAUCGGCCUCCUGACCAGGUUCUAUCUCUUCUACGAUGCCCCAAUCACCACCUUCAUGCACAAUGUGCUGUCCUAUAUCCUGUUCCUGUGUCUGUACUCCGUGGUCAUCCUGAGACAGUUUGAAUUUAAUGUCUUAUCAGUCAUCGACUACAUCCUGGCAGUCUGGAUCUUCACUCUCUUCUGUGAGGAAAUCAGACAGCUCAUCACAACAGAGGCCAGAUCAGUGUCAGGGAAGUUACUGGAAUAUGUCGGCAACUCCUGGAACCUGUUUGAUUUAGCCAACAUUACCACCUUUGUGGUAGCAUUUGCUUUGAGGUUCUUCCCCGAGACGUUCUCUGCUGCGCGGGUCCUGUACAGCCUGAACCUGAUGAUCUUCUUCUUCCGACUCCUGCACAUCUUCUACAUCAACAAGGAGAUGGGACCCAAACUCAUCAUGAUCGCCAGGAUGCUGAAGGAUCUUAUUUUCUUCAUCUUCAUCCUGAUCAUCUUCAUCCUGGCCUACGGUGUGGCAUCACAAGCCAUCCUGUAUCCUAACGAGACCCGGGCUGGGACCAUCCUGCAGGGCAUCUUCCACAAGGCCUACUUCCAGAUAUACGGGGAACUCUUCUUGGAGGAAAUCAUGAAUGAUGGUUUCACCUGUGAAGCUAACGAUACCCUAGCCAUCGCCACCAACCAGCAGAGGUGUCCCUCAGAGGUGGGGACCUACCUGGUGCCUGUCCUACUGGGGCUGUACAUGUUGGUCACCAAUGUACUACUUCUCAACCUCCUGAUUGCCAUGUUUGGCUACACGUUUGAGAAGGUUCAGGAGAACACUGACAAGAUCUGGAAGUUCCAGAGGUACGACCUGAUCAAGGAGUACUCUGACCGCCCUCCCCUGGCUCCUCCUGUCAUCUUCUUCUCUCACAUCUUCCUCCUGUUCCGAGCCAUCACCAUGGGGUGCUGCAAGAAGUGUCGCCCUGGAGAUAGCGUCAUGAAGGUGAAGCUUGAGAAGGCUGAGAGGAAACAGCUGAUCCUGUGGGAAUACCUGAACAGUGAGAACUACCUGCAGCAGACUCGCAGGGAGAAGAGCCAGGAGACGGACGAGAGGGUCCAUAAUACACAGGAAAAGGUGGAUGAGCUGAAGGACUUGGCUAGUGAACAAGACGAGCGCCUGACUAGACUGGAGGAACAGAUGAUGAAGUCCACCAUGUCUCUAGACUCUAUUGUUCAGGCCCAGGCCUGGAUCAUCAAGUCCCUACAGCAGAACAAGCUGGCAGCGAGCGAAGACGCACCUGAACUGGAAGUCACUCCUGCAGAAAAAGCCCCGCGCGCAGCAGUGCCGAGUCUGACACGAGAGCCCUCCUCGAUGAACGUGGGUAAGAGACCAAAGACGGUGAAAGGCCGGCGGCGCACGUUGGACAGUCAGCCUGUGCAGGAGAUCCACCAGAAGGCCAGGACCACUCCGUACCCGAUGUGUGACGUCAACAGGUGUCUGGUGCCGGAUGAUAAAGUCUCUUGAAGAACGACCCUUCCUGAUGUUUAACCAGCUGGAUACUAAGUUCAAGGGCGCUGUGGACAGAACCAGCUUCAUCGGAACAUACAAGGUCAAGGAGAAACUCCCACUGAACCCCAAAGGCAGGACAGGCAUGGUGGGGAGAGGGCUGCUGGGGAGGUUCGGACCCAACCAUGCUGCUGAUCCUGUUGUCACAAGAUGGAAGAGAGACAAGUAUGGGAACAAGGAGGUCCAUCCUGAGUCCAGCAGGAAUGUGCUGGAGUUUGUGGCUAUCCAAAGGAGAGACAACUUACUCUGGGCCAUUCCUGGGGGCAUGGUGGAGCCUGGAGAGAACUUGACCAUGACUCUGAAGAAUGAGUUUGGUGAGGAGGCUCUGGGGAAACUGGACAAGACGGAGCAGGAGAGGAUGGACAUGUCUCACAAACUGGACAAACUCUUCAGACAGGGCAAGGAGGUGUUCAAAGGAUACUCAGACGACCCCAGAAACACAGAUAACGCUUGGAUUGAGACCACAGCUAUUAACUACCAUGAUGAGGAGGGUUACCUCAUGCAGAACUUCACCUUACAGGCUGGUGAUGAUGCGGGUGCCGUGCGUUGGCAGGACGUCGAUGGAACCUCUCCGCUCUUCGCAAGUCACCAGGCCAUCCUCAAACAUGUGGCUGGCUUUCAUAAUGCACAUUUUUAGAUUAGUCUAAUGGCUUCUAAAUUCUAGUCAGGAAUUUCAGCUAGGGUAUGUACAAUGUAGAUUGUAUCUAAAAGUUUAAGAUGAU